This is a messenger RNA of Orbilia oligospora ATCC 24927, 342 nucleotides long. RefSeq lists its product as uncharacterized. The record is from RefSeq and is a predicted model, not a curated record. The transcript has a single exon. The coding region runs from base 1 to 342 and encodes 113 amino acids. Lineage: Eukaryota; Fungi; Ascomycota; Orbiliomycetes; Orbiliales; Orbiliaceae.
AUGCAUGCAGUCCAUUUAAUCUGGAGGAGUGCCAACCGACUGUCCGGGUCGUGUGCUGUCAUCCCGUCAGCGGUAUCUGAUACAGGCAAAUAUGGGUAUGUGGAAAUGGCAGCACGCAUUUUUGGAAGACAAGCAGGGCAACAGCGCAGAUUCGCCGCUGUCUCUGAGCUUAAUAUCAUGGUCUGGGGAUAUGAGUGGUCGAGUUUAACAAGACUGUCGGCUGCUGUGCCAUGUUCGGGCGCGUACAGACCAACCCCGGAAGCCGCUGUCUGGGGUCUGACAGCCAAUGGGAACCCAGGAUUCCCAAAAAUAGCACAUCCGCGACAGCUCCACCAAAUUUAA